Messenger RNA from Hevea brasiliensis (rubber tree), 1341 nucleotides. Its product is annotated as receptor-like protein 37. Bases 1 to 1341 code for a protein of 446 amino acids. Gene Ontology annotation, molecular function: protein binding. NCBI's taxonomy places the organism in Eukaryota, Viridiplantae, Streptophyta, Magnoliopsida, Malpighiales, Euphorbiaceae. The transcript is spliced from 4 exons. The record is from RefSeq and is a predicted model, not a curated record.
AUGGCAAAACAACUAACAGGGAUGCAGCAUACACCCAAAGCGAUGCCUGCAAGAGCAAUUGAAGCUGCAGAGGACGUCAAAUGCGCCUCCACGCGUGGGCGAGUGGAACGGCGACAAGAGCUUGUACCGGCACUGAUGGGAUCAGCAACUGCUACUGUUGUUGAGAUUCUUGCCAUACUUAUUCUACUUCAAAGCGUUCUGUUCUGCUGCAAUAGAGCAAAUGUCAAUGGAAGCUGUAUCAAGAUUGAAAGAGAAGCUCUUAUCAAGAUCAAGGCAAGCCAUGGCAUCAACAGUUCAUACUCGUUGCUUUCAUGGGUCGGAGAUAACUGCUGCAGAUGGGAAGGAGUCACUUGCGAUAACAUACUGGAUCUUUAUCUCAAUCAGGAUCGUAAAUUGACAAUCGACAGCCUCCAUUUUCCACCUUCUUUGAAAUACUUAAAAAUGGAGGGUGUGCUUCUGGACAAGUGUGACAAUUGCUUGCAGUCAAUAAACAUGCUUCCUGCUCUACUAGAAUUAUCUAUGUCUAAUUGUGAGCUUUCCCUCACUGGUCAUGUUUCACAUGUCAAUCUUACAUCUCUUCAGGUUCUCGAUCUUAGCUAUAACAACUUCAAUUCCACAAUCCCCAGCUGGUUAUUUAAUAUUAGCAACCUUCAACAUCUUGAUCUGAGUUAUAAUGCUUUCCAAGGCUCUCUUUCAACUGAGAUCGGUAAUCUUAAUUCUCUUGCUUUCCUUGAUCUGUCUUAUAAUUCUUUGGAAGGUAACAUACCCAAAACGUUGAACAAGCUUUGCAAUUUGAGUGAGCUACUCUUGGAAUCCAACAAGUUCAGCGCAAGCAUAUUGGAUAUCUCCAACAACUUGCUCCAUGGCCAGAUUCCUCGGAAGAUCAGCAAAACGAUGCCAAAUUUGGAAUUGUUAUUCCUCUCCAACAACUAUCUGAACGGUACCAUUCCAGCUUCUUUAUGCAGUCUUGGACGCUUAGAAAUUCUUCAUCUUUCGACAAAUCAUCUAUCAGGACGAAUACCUUCAUGUUGGGGAAAUUUGACAUAUUUAAGAGUGAUUGAUCUGUCAAAUAAUAUGCUGAGGGGCCGUGUUCCAAUGUCCUUGGCCGCACAAUCUCUUGUUUCCCUGCAUCUGCAAAACAAUAAUCUGCAAGGAAAGAUCCUAAUGUCAUUAAGACAUCUAGAAUCCUUGGAGACUCUUGAUCUUAGCAUGAAUGCUUUUGAUGGUUUUAUUCCUUCGUGGAUAGGUGAAAACCUAUCAAAAUACUCGGUCUUCACUCCAAUAAAUUUGAAGGUGAGAUUCCUCUGCAGCUUUGCUUUCUUGCUUCUCUUCACAUAUUGA